CCUCAGUUCUUGUUGGGAAAGUCUUUAUCUCUCAUUCUUAAAAGACAGAUUGCUGGACAAAGCAUUCUAGCUUGCAGCUUUGCUUUGUCUCUCUCAGUACUUAGAAUAUAACCUCCUAUUCUCUCCUAGACUGCAAGAUUUUCACUACAGUGGACACUACCAUCUUCCACAAUUUCACAAUCUUCUCUCUCUUCAGCUUCUGGAGCAAGGGCUGUGACCAGGUAUCCCGAGGGCCAUCAAGCAUGAAAUGAAUGGGAAAAUAAAUCCUAUGGCUGCUGUCGUCAUGCUGACCACUAUGCCUUCAGUUCAGAAAGGACAAUGACAACACUAACCAGUGCAAAGAAAGGGCAGACUAGUAUCAUGAGUCACUGGAUGUGGCUGGCAUGGCUAUAAAGGCUCCAUGAUCAAUGUUAGGUUCAUGAAUUCAGGCAAGGGGAGAAAUGAGCAUUCGCCAUGCAGGCUGCCAUCUUAAAGGUUACUGUUUUCCUGCCUUGGUGCCUGGCCUUUCCAGUACCCCCUGCUACAGACCUUAAAGGACUGGACUUUGUUAAGAACUAUUUCCAUCAGCUUUUCCUGACCAAGAGGGAGUUGCCACUCUUCACCCAAGAGGACAAGAUACAGCGCCUGAAGCAGUUCCAUCUGAACGAGACAGUCCUACAGGAUGAGCAGAUGCUGGUUGUGUCACGUCAGCCCCACUGUGGAGGAAAUGAUGGGGCUAAGGACUCCACUUUCCCAGGAAGUUCUAUGUGGGAUAAGCACACUCUGACCUACAGGAUUAUUAAUUACCCAAGAGAUAUAAACCCAUCCACAGUGAAAAAUAUCAUGCAAAAUGCAGUUUCCAUCUGGAGUAAUGUGACCCCUCUGAUUUUCCAGCAAGUGAAAAGUCAAGAUGCAGAUAUCAAGAUUUCUUUUUGGGACUUAGCCCAUGGAGAUUGUUGGCCCUUUGAUGGACCAGGUGGUGUCUUAGGUCAUGCCUUUUUACCAAAUUCUAGAGCUCCAGGAGUUAUCCACUUUGACAGAGGAGAACAUUGGUCAACUUCAUACAGAGGGUUUAAUCUGUUCCUGGUUGCCAUUCAUGAGCUAGGUCAUUCUCUGGGCCUGCUGCACUCCAAGAGUCUGAACUCCAUAAUGUACCCUAGAUAUGUGAAUCGGGACCCUAGAACCUUCCAUCUUGAUGGUGAUGAUAUCAAAAGAAUCCAGCAACUCUAUGGAGAAAGAUGUUCAUCUGAAAUGCCCCAGUGCUGGCACAGAAGAAUCAUUCAACCUGGGUUUCAGUGGCUUCACGGGAAGACAAAGAACUCAAAGCCUUAACACAUCCUUGGAGACUGCUUGAACAGACCCCUAAAGAAUGGAACCUCAUCAAGGCAGCUGAGUCAAAGUUCAGAACAUUCUGGGUCCCAAUAAAGAUGGUUUUUAGGGGUAAAAAUUUGUUCUUACAAUUUAGUAUGUCUCAGCAUUUCCUAUAUUAACUCACUGUGAUCAAGAUGAGAGAGAAGAGUAUAAUAGAAUGAAGAACUUUAGCAGAGAACUUUGGCAUGGAACUCUCAAAUUAGCUGAAAAGAUAAGAAAAAAUAAGAUUAGGAAUAAACCUUCUAUAUGUUAUUACAAGGGUAGUGUUUGAGGAAUGCAAUUUAUGCUGUAUUGAAGUUUGCAGCUAUAGAAACCAAGUGUUAGGAUGGUGACCUAUCCACUUAUUAGCUCUGAGACUUUCAGCAAAUUAUUUAACUUCCUUAUAACUCAGUUUUGCAUUUGUUAAAUCAUUGUAAUUAUCUAUGGUCAUAAGUCUAAGUGCUGUAAUGAAUGUAAACCAUUUUAGUGCUUGGCAGCACAGUUUUCAGGUAUUAUUGAGGAAGGACAAUUUUUCUCAACCAUUUAAACUUCUUCCAUCUGGGGGCAUCUGGGUGUUUCAGUGGUUGAGUAUCUGCCUUUGGCUCAAGUUGUGAUCUCAGGGUCCUGGGACCAAAUUCCCCAUCAGGCUCCCUGCAGGAGAGCUUCUCCCCUGCCUAUGUCUCUGCCACUCUCUGUGUGUCUCUCAAGAAUAAAUAUAUAAAAUCUUUAAAAAAAAUAAAUUUCUUCCAUCUGGUCUAAGAAUGACAUGAAACAGAUUAACAGGAGACAGAAAACAAAGAUUAAAUACAUGUACAUGGAGGCACAAUGAUAAAAUUGAAACCCAAAGAAAU
Canis lupus familiaris (dog) is the source of this 2180-nucleotide messenger RNA. It is a transcript of the gene MMP26, whose product is annotated as matrix metallopeptidase 26. The record is from RefSeq and is a predicted model, not a curated record. NCBI's taxonomy places the organism in Eukaryota, Metazoa, Chordata, Mammalia, Carnivora, Canidae. Bases 454 to 1311 code for a protein of 285 amino acids. The transcript is spliced from 8 exons. Gene Ontology annotation, biological process: proteolysis; extracellular matrix organization; collagen catabolic process. Gene Ontology annotation, molecular function: metalloendopeptidase activity; zinc ion binding. Gene Ontology annotation, cellular component: extracellular matrix.